CUUCCUCUCCAGGAUCCUGCUGGGAUUUUUGAGCUGGUGGAAGUGGUUGGAAAUGGCACCUAUGGACAAGUCUAUAAGGGUCGACAUGUUAAAACCGGUCAGCUGGCGGCCAUCAAAGUUAUGGAUGUUACUGAGGAUGAAGAGGAAGAAAUCAAACUGGAGAUCAACAUGCUGAAGAGAUACUCACAUCAUAGAAAUAUUGCAACAUAUUACGGUGCUUUCAUUAAAAAGAGCCCUCCAGGACAUGAUGACCAGCUCUGGCUUGUCAUGGAAUUCUGCGGGGCUGGGUCCAUUACAGACCUCGUAAAGAACACCAAAGGGAACACACUCAAAGAAGACUGGAUCGCUUACAUCUCCAGAGAAAUCCUGAGGGGUCUGGCACAUCUUCACAUUCAUCAUGUGAUUCACCGGGACAUCAAGGGCCAGAAUGUCCUGCUGACCGAGAACGCAGAGGUGAAACUAGUUGAUUUUGGGGUGAGCGCUCAGCUGGACAGGACGGUGGGGAGGAGAAAUACGUUCAUAGGCACCCCAUACUGGAUGGCUCCCGAGGUCAUUGCCUGUGACGAGAACCCAGAUGCCACCUACGAUUACAGAAGUGACCUUUGGUCUUGUGGCAUUACCGCCAUUGAGAUGGCAGAGGGUGCUCCCCCUCUCUGUGACAUGCAUCCGAUGAGAGCACUGUUCCUCAUUCCCAGAAACCCUCCUCCCCGGCUGAAGUCAAAAAAAUGGUCAAAGAAAUUUUUUAGUUUUAUAGAAGGGUGCCUGGUGAAGAACUACAUGCAGCGGCCCUCCACAGAGCAGCUUUUGAAACAUCCUUUUAUAAGGGAUCAGCCAAAUGAAAGGCAAGUUAGAAUCCAGCUUAAGGACCAUAUAGACCGGACCAGAAAGAAGAGAGGAGAGAAAGAUGAAACAGAGUAUGAGUACAGUGGAAGUGAGGAAGAAGAGGAGGAAGUGCCUGAACAGGAAGGAGAGCCAAGUUCCAUCGUUAACGUGCCUGGUGAGUCUACUCUUCGACGGGAUUUCCUGAGACUGCAGCAGGAGAACAAGGAACGUUCUGAGGCUCUCCGGAGACAACAGCUCCUGCAGGAGCAACAGCUCCGUGAGCAGGAAGAAUAUAAAAGGCAGCUGUUAGCAGAGAGACAGAAACGGAUUGAGCAGCAGAAGGAACAGAGGCGGCGGCUAGAAGAGCAACAAAGGAGAGAGCGUGAAGCUAGAAGGCAGCAGGAACGUGAACAGCGAAAGAGAGAACAAGAAGAGAAGAGGCGCCUGGAGGAUUUGGAGAGAAGACGGGCAGACGAAGAAAAGAGGAGAGUCGAAAGAGAACAGGAGUAUAUCAGGCGACAGCUGGAAGAGGAGCAGCGGCACCUGGAAAUGCUUCAGCAGCAGCUGCUCCAGGAGCAGGCCAUGUUACUGGAGUUUCGAUGGCGGGAGAUGGAGGAGCACCAGCAGGCCGAGAGGCUCCAGAGACAGUUGCAACAAGAACAAGCAUAUCUCCUGUCUCUACAGCAUGACCACAGGAGGCCGCUCCCGCAGCCGCACCCACACCCGCAGCCGCAGCCGCCACAGCCGCCGCAGGAGAGAAGCAAGCCCAGUUAUCACGCUCCAGAGCCCAAGCCCCAUUAUGAGCCUGCUGACAGAGCUCGAGAGGUGGAAGAUAGAUUUAGGAAAACUAACCAGAGCUCCCCUGAAGCCCAGUCUAAGCAGACAGGCAGAGUUUUGGAGCCUCCCGUGCCUUCCAGAUCAGAGUCUUUUUCCAAUGGCAACUCCGAGUCUGUCCAUCCCGCCCUGCAGAGACCAGCGGAGCCACAGGUUCCUGUGAGAACGACAUCUCGCUCCCCGGUUCUGUCCCGUCGAGAUUCUCCACUGCAGGGCAGUGGACAGCAAAACAGCCAAGCAGGUCAACGAAACUCCACAAGCAGUAUUGAGCCCAGGCUGCUGUGGGAGAGAGUGGAGAAACUGGUGCCCAGGCCCGGCAGUGGCAGCUCCUCGGGGUCCAGCAACUCAGGAUCCCAGCCCGGGUCCCACCCUGGGUCUCAGAGCGGCUCCGGGGAGCGCUUCAGAGUGAGAUCAUCGUCCAAAUCUGAAGGCUCUCCGUCUCAACGCCUGGAAAACGCAGCGAAAAAACCCGAAGAUAAAAAGGAAGUCUUUAGACCUCUCAAACCCGCUGGUGAAGUGGAUCUGACGGCACUGGCCAAGGAGCUUCGAGCAGUGGAAGAUGUGCGGCCACCUCACAAAGUGACCGACUACUCCUCAUCCAGCGAGGAGUCGGGGACGACAGAUGAAGAAGAUGAUGACGUGGAGCAGGAAGGCGCCGAUGAUUCCACCUCAGGACCAGAGGACACCAGAGCAGCGUCAUCUCUGAAUUUGAGCAAUGGUGAAACGGAAUCAGUGAAAACCAUGAUCGUCCAUGACGACGUAGAAAGCGAACCUGCCAUGACCCCGUCCAAGGAGGGCACCCUCAUUGUCCGCCAGAGUACAGUUGACCAAAAGCGUGCCAGCCAUCAUGAGAGCAAUGGCUUUGUGGGUCGCAUUCACCUCUUGCCAGAUCUCUUACAGCAAAGCCAUUCCUCCUCCACCUCCUCCACCUCCUCCUCCCCAUCCUCCAGCCAGCCGACACCCACCAUGUCCCCACAGACACCCCAGGACAAGCUCACUACUAAUGAGACUCAGUCCGCUAGUAGCACACUCCAGAAACACAAAUCUUCCUCCUCCUUUACACCUUUUAUAGACCCCCGAUUACUACAGAUUUCUCCAUCUAGUGGGACAACAGUGACUUCCGUGGUGGGAUUUUCCUGUGAUGGAAUGAGACCGGAAGCCAUAAGGCAAGAUCCUACCCGGAAGGGCUCAGUGGUCAAUGUGAAUCCCACCAACACUAGGCCACAGAGUGACACCCCUGAGAUUCGUAAAUACAAGAAGAGAUUUAACUCUGAGAUUCUCUGUGCUGCCUUAUGGGGAGUGAAUUUGUUGGUGGGUACAGAGAGUGGCCUGAUGCUGCUGGACAGAAGUGGCCAAGGAAAGGUAUACCCUCUCAUCAACCGAAGACGGUUUCAACAAAUGGAUGUGCUUGAAGGCUUGAACGUCUUGGUGACAAUAUCUGGCAAAAAGGAUAAGUUACGGGUCUACUAUUUGUCCUGGUUAAGAAAUAAAAUACUUCACAAUGAUCCAGAAGUUGAGAAGAAGCAGGGAUGGACAACUGUAGGCGAUUUGGAAGGAUGUGUACACUAUAAAGUUGUAAAAUAUGAAAGAAUCAAAUUUCUUGUAAUUGCUCUGAAGAGUUCUGUGGAAGUCUAUGCGUGGGCACCCAAGCCAUACCACAAAUUUAUGGCCUUUAAGUCGUUUGGAGAAUUGUUACAUAAGCCAUUACUGGUGGAUCUCACCGUUGAGGAAGGCCAGAGGUUGAAAGUAAUCUAUGGAUCCUGUGCUGGAUUCCAUGCUGUUGAUGUGGAUUCAGGAUCAGUCUAUGACAUUUAUCUACCAACACACAUCCAAUGUAGUAUCAAACCCCAUGCAAUCAUCAUCCUCCCUAACACAGACGGAAUGGAGCUUCUGGUGUGUUAUGAAGAUGAAGGGGUUUACGUGAAUACAUAUGGCAGGAUCACCAAGGAUGUGGUUCUGCAGUGGGGAGAGAUGCCAACUUCUGUAGCAUAUAUUCGAUCCAAUCAGACUAUGGGCUGGGGAGAGAAGGCCAUAGAGAUCCGAUCUGUGGAAACUGGUCACUUGGAUGGCGUGUUUAUGCACAAAAGGGCUCAAAGACUAAAAUUCUUAUGUGAACGUAACGACAAGGUGUUCUUUGCUUCUGUCCGGUCUGGUGGCAGCAGUCAGGUUUACUUCAUGACGUUAGGCAGGACUUCUCUUCUGAGCUGGUAGAAGCCACAUGGUCAGAGGAGUGCUGGCCUCCGGAGUCCUUCAAGAUCCUGAGAACUUGGAAUUCCUUGCAACUGGAGCUCAGCCCUGCACUGGUGCAGCCCGGACAGCCGUGUGCACACCUCCCGUGUGGGGUCCUUUCUCUCCUUUCCUUUCUGCUCCUCUCUUCCCAGUUGAUCACCCCCUUCUCCUCUUUUCCUUCCUCAAAAACAAAUCAAGUCUGCAAUGCAGCUGGUGCUGUUCCGAUUCUACCAUCAGGUGCUAUGAGUGUUCGGGAUCCAGCAUCAGCCUAGAGAGCAAACACCUUCCCUUCAGCUCCAGAAUUCCUUGUCUCUGAAUGACUCUGUCUGUGGGUGUCUGAAGGUGGAGACUAUGAACAUGCUGUUGGUUUUCUUGGAAGUGGGCACAAGGAGGUGAAGAGUGGUGGCAUCAAAAGCAGUUUGCCGACGCAGAGACCAGAUUUAAUAUAGUAACAUUAACAAUGUAUUUAAUUGACAUUUCUUUUUUGUAAUGUGACGAUAUGUGGACAAAGAAGGUGCAGGUUUAAGAAGUUAAUAUUUAUAAAAUGUGAAAGACACAGUUACUAGGAUAACUUUUUUUGUGGGUGGGACUUGGGAGGCGGGGCGGGUGGGUUAAGGGGUCCCAUUUUGUUUCUUGGAUUUUUUUUUUUUUUUUUUGGCCUGGCCAAGAAGUCGGUCAUUCUCUGUGUACCAGGUUUUGCCUAAAUCAUGUGCAGAUGGUUCUUUAAAAAAAGAGAGAGAAAAGAAGAUGUGUGCGUUUUGUUUAACAGCCAGAACUUCAUUGUGCCACAGUAUUAGCACUGCCUCAGUUAGGGUUUAAUUUUUGUUUAAACCUGGAAGUGCAACAAUUGUUCUGUUUUACCACAGUCUGCACUUGCGGGAGGAAAAAAAAAAAAAAAAAUUUCCAAACCACAUGUUUAUUUUUUUGCCUACCUCAUUGUUUUCAAUGCAUUAAGAGGUGGUUUAGUUUCUAUGUUUUUGGAGGAAAACAUUAAUGUUUAAUUUAAUCUUAAUACCAAAACUGUCAGAUUGAAGUUUGCCUGUUGAUUUGUCACAAGUCUCAGCAGGCCCGAGGAAAAUUGUCCAUGAAAAUGGGGAAAUAGCCUUAUGGCUUUCUGAUGCUGACUAAUGCAAUCUACUUUCUGAGCUUGGAAAGCAGGCGCUUCAUUUUUACCAGAUUCGCCAUUAGCGGUUGGUGGGCCGUGGUAGCCUACAGCACAGAAAUCUCCUCGUCCUCCAUUCGGGGUUUGGUAGCAGACAGACGGUCACAUUAGAAUAGUCACACAAACUGUUCAGUGUUGUAGGAACUUUUUCCUAGGGGUGGGGGUAGUUCCCUUUUCUAAAAAUGCAAUGCACUAAAACUAUUUUAAGAAUGUAGUUAAAAUACUGCUUAUUCAUAAAACGGCAUCUUCCUGUGUUUUAGGUAUAAAAGCCAAGCCCUGGCUUUUCUCUUUCUCUCACUUGCGCUCCUGUUCGCUGUUUUUUAAACCAAUUUUACUUUAUGAAAAUGUCCAUGACAUUUGUAAUAAAUGUCUUGAGUAAUAAUUUGUUUAGUGGCUUCGUGAUCAUUAACUCCUUUGAGUAUAUUAAUCUCUAGAUAGUGUCGUGAUUCCGCCAUCUUGCUUUUUGUCUUAUCUUGAGUCUUGAGUUGGGAGUAUUGUGUGACGGUUGCUCUAAACUAUUCAUUCCCUAAACAGAAGCUUGGCGUCUCAUAGGCUUCAUCUUCCUCCUUUGUGGUUAAUUUUCUUUUAUGACAUGAAAUUGGGGGUUUUUCCUUUCCCUCGCACCAAAAUGUAGCAAUCAUUUACACCUAUCUGCCAAGUCUGUGCCCAGCUUUCUUGGCCCGUUCGGCAUCCAUUCCAGCUGCUGUCAUUCCAUUCUUCUCGUUCAGCAUUUUUGCCAAAGGCUCUCCUGUGAGCUGCAAAUCUCUGGUAAAAAACUAUGCACGCUCACUGUGCUCACUUCAGCAGCAUACAGACUGAAAAUACACGCACUCACAAACGCAAGCACAACAAUCAUUGCUACACACCUACAAAGACCAGAGAAAGCUUUACUUUCUUUUGGAGAGACAAGGAGAGGGAAAUAGUUUGUUUUUCCAUUUGUAUGACUUUGGGAGUAGUACUAAUGGCCAAAGCAGAAAGAACUGGUUCUCUUCUACUAAUUUAUAUUCAUAUAGAGACAGUUAAACAGUUAAUCCCACCUUUGGAAGGACUUGAAAUAGGCCAGAUUCCAUUCCCAUAGGACUGGUCAAAAGCAAAUUCCUGCUGAUGGGUUCCUGUAAGUGCGUGUUUGCUCUGGUAAGAUGAUGUGUGUCCCAGGGAAACCGGGUGUGUGUACAAAAAGGAAGAAGAACCGGGUGGCAUGGUUAAUUGUGGCCCCCUCCCAUGGCAUUAGAAGUAAAAGGAGAGGAGGUGUCUUUGAAGAAAUACUAAAUUUCUGGUGCCGAUAAUGGAAAAAAAGGGGGGGAUACGGCAGUGUGGCAUCUUUUUCUUACAUGAUCCACAGACCUGCCCUUCAAUGUGUGUAAAUCAAGUGGUGGUGUACAAAUAAUGCAAAUGGCAUUUCACUGGAAUUACUGAGUAUUUGGAACCUGACGAAAACUAGAUUUCCCUUACAAGGUCAUGGCAAUGGGGUUUGACCUCAAGUAAGAACUGUACCUGUCAUACAUUUCCCAGUGCCAGGCACCCACUUGGCACUGCCUUGGUGUUUGAGUUGAACUUAAUUGCUGGGCUUAACUUACUGAAGCCAGACAGCCAUUCGUUGGUCCUCGUAGGACUGGGUUCCUGGGGAUGCUUCACUUGGCUGGUGUGGUCCUCACUUCUUAGAUCACUGCCUGGUAAACCAGAUUGUCACUGUAGCUUGAUGCAGGCAUCCCAUGAGGUUUCUCCGUGAAAGAUUGUGAACUGUUGACAUUUCAGAUUCUUUUAGAGAAGGAAUGCCUUUUUUUCCCUUCUGCAGGGUAGUGACUUUUCCACAGAAGUGCCAAGAUGGCAAAAUGACAAAAGAAAACAGUAUUAUGGCAAUACUAUGUUACGAAUGGAACAUUGAACUCUUAUUGAAGCAGUGCCCCUCAAAACAGGGCAAAACAAAAACACAAAUAGGUCUCUAGGCUUAGUGAAAGCUUUAAUCAAUAAUAACCUUUGUGUAUUUAAAUCAGAGUAACUCUCUAUUGAGUGAGGUGUUCUUACUUUUUUUUUCUCAUGCACAUGCUAUGUUGGAGAAAAUGUUUACAAAAAUGGUUUUGUUACACUAAAGUGCAUCACAUAUUUAUGGUUUAUUUUUAAGCGAUUUUUUUAUGGGUUAUUUAGGUUUUCAUCUUAGUUAUAGUACAUUUUUGGUGAUUCCUAAUUCCUAAUUCUGCCAACUCUAAAUUGGCUAAAUAGUAAUACAAAUGACAAACUGCAUUAAAUUUA
Molecule: messenger RNA, 7297 nt
Organism: Trichechus manatus latirostris (Florida manatee)
Lineage: Eukaryota; Metazoa; Chordata; Mammalia; Sirenia; Trichechidae
Gene: MAP4K4
Product: mitogen-activated protein kinase kinase kinase kinase 4
Exons: 31
Coding region: 121-3867 (1248 amino acids)
Biological process (GO): protein phosphorylation
Molecular function (GO): ATP binding; protein kinase activity
Source: RefSeq, a predicted model, not a curated record